UUCCUCCAGUUUGCUCCCAAAGGGCCCUGAAGUCAACGAAGCAAGGGCGCAAAGAUUUUUGACUCGCUACAGGAGCUUCCGUGACUACACAGCAUCCAAAUUCGAUAAGAAUUCAAAUUUAAUAAUUUUUAUGAACAAGAGUUAUGAAAACCUUGAACAGAAAAAAAUUAAUGGCACCAACGAGAGAUCUGAGCCAGCUGUAAUCAGAUAGAAAAGGACCUGUUUCUCCUCCCACUCCUCCUCCCUCCCCCUGCCUCCUUGUUCCGUGCAACAGGUCUAGAUGAGACCCAACUAACGGACGAACGGACGGAGCAAACGCAAGGAGCUGACUUAAGCCCCCUUUUAUUUGAAAGUAGCGCAAUGAUGUUUCGGACAGCUGUAGAGCAUGCCAAGAAGCACCCUGGUCUAAUCCCCCAAUUUUUCUUCAUCUGCUUGGGAAUGGGUGGUGCUAGUCUAUACCUGGUCCGACUGGCCAAAGGACCUCAUGUCACCUGGGAUAAAUCCAAUAACCCUGAGCCCUGGAAUAAACUUGACCCCACAUACCAGUACAAGUUUGUGACCAUCAAUACUGACUAUAAAAAUCUGAAGAAGGAUGGACCUGAAUUCUGAAUUCUUUCCUCCACGCCCAGGCAAUCUAAACACUCGCAUGCACAUACUAUAACCACUUCACCUUUAAUUCCUUUUCAAAUGUUUCAGAACUGUUACUUUGUUAUUAAGGAAGAAAUAAAAAUAUCUAAAAUAAAA
Messenger RNA from Hippocampus zosterae (dwarf seahorse), 744 nucleotides. It is a transcript of the gene ndufa4l2a, whose product is annotated as NDUFA4 mitochondrial complex associated like 2a. Bases 361 to 609 code for a protein of 82 amino acids. The transcript has 4 exons. The record is from RefSeq and is a predicted model, not a curated record. NCBI's taxonomy places the organism in Eukaryota, Metazoa, Chordata, Actinopteri, Syngnathiformes, Syngnathidae.